Messenger RNA from Engraulis encrasicolus (European anchovy), 3000 nucleotides. RefSeq names its product selenoprotein N (gene selenon). Lineage: Eukaryota; Metazoa; Chordata; Actinopteri; Clupeiformes; Engraulidae. The transcript is spliced from 12 exons. Gene Ontology annotation, biological process: skeletal muscle fiber development; calcium ion homeostasis. The record is from RefSeq and is a predicted model, not a curated record. Gene Ontology annotation, cellular component: endoplasmic reticulum membrane.
ACGCGACUGAACUUCCAAUGGGAAUGGAGAGAACGGGAAGCUUGGUUGUGUGAAAGCUUAUUAGUCGCUACAAACAGCGGAACAUCGACUAGACAGACAUCUCUUCUAGGAAUUGAGUCACACAGAUGUUAGUGCUGUGUGUGUGUGAUGUAUGUGAAGUACUCUUUUCGGUGAUCUAAGAGGGGGAAGACUACAGGCAGCGCGCAAUGGCGAGAUAGUCAGAAGAGCAAGGAUGACCGCGGUGGAUGAAAAAACACCCGAGGAAAAGAAUGCCAUGGCCCCGGAGGAUGUGGUGGGAGACCGGGCGUCUUCAGGUGUGGAAUGUGCGAUUACCAGACCCACCCUGCAACGGCUUCGCGGAGCGUUGAUCACUUUACUUCUAAUUGCUGCUGUGCCGAUUCUUGCAGUUGGUUACAAAUAUUAUCAAGAUCAACAGCUUCAACAGCGUCAUGAACAAGGGUUGAAAGCUCUCGGUCCGGACGGUCUUUUCAUCUUCUCGUCCUUGGACGCCAAUCAUGAUUUUUAUCUCAGUCCUGAGGAAUUCAAGCCCAUAGCUGAAAAGCUGACCGGAAUUGCUCCUCCAUCGGAUGAUGAUGAGGAUGUGCCCAGUGACCCUAACGGAGAGACCAUCACUCUCCAAGCCAGAAUGCAGCCCCUGCUGAUGGACACCAUGACCAAAAGCAAAGAUGGCUUUUUAGGGGUUGCUCACAGGUCACUGAGUGGUCUGCGCUCAUGGCAGGCCCCAGCUGUGCCUGCCAGCGUAUUCUCAGCUGACCAGUUCAGGGUGUUCUUGCCCCCCAAGAACAAGGAGGCCGUGGGGGACACCUGGUGGAUCAUAGCCAGUGACCUGAACAUCUUCACUGGGUACCUGCCAAACAACCGCUACACCGCUCCCCCACCCAGAGGAAAAGAGGUGUUCAUUCAUUCCCUUCUGAGUAUGUUCCACCCUCGGCCCUUCGUCAAAUCGCGCUUUGCCCCUCAGGGUGCUGUGGCCUGCAUCCGGGCAGCGAGUGAGUUCUACUAUGACAUCUCAUUCAGAAUUCAUGCAGAGUUCCAGCUGAAUGAAGUCCCAGACUUUCCAUUUUGGUUUACACCGGGACAGUUUACAGGCAACAUUAUUUUGGCCCGAGAUUCCUCUCAUGUUCGCGAAUUCCAUCUUUACGUGCCAAACGACCGGUCCCUUAACGUGGAUAUGGAGUGGCUAUAUGGAGCCAGUGAGACCAGCAACAUGGAAGUGGACAUAGGAUACCUGCCACAGAUGGAACUCCAAGCAGCGGGGCCGUCUACUCCCACCGUCAUUCAAGAUGAGAAUGGCAACGUGAUUGACAGCCGCCUAGAAGGAGGAGAACCCAUCCAGUUUGUGUUUGAGGAGAUCCACUGGACAUCAGAAAUCAGCAGAGAGAACGCUACACGAAACAUAGAGAUCACCUUCUAUCCCUUCAAAAAGGUUUCAUAUCUGCCUUUCACGGAGGCCUUCAGCAGAGCCCAGGCUGAGAAGAAAUUGGUCCACUCCAUACUGCUCUGGGGCGCCCUGGACGAUCAGUCCUGCUGAGGUUCGGGGCGAACUCUCCGGGAGACGGUCCUGGAAAGUUCGCCCGUUUUGGCUCUGCUCAACCAGAGCUUCAUCAGUAGCUGGUCCUUAGUGAAGGAACUUGAGGACCUUCAGGCUGAUGAGAUGAAUCCGGUCUGGAGUCAGCAGGCCAGAUUACACUUGGAGAAUUACAACUUCCCUGUGGAGAUGCUUGUAGCAUUGCCCAAUGGUACAGUGGUCCAUCAUAUCAAUGCCAACAAUUUCUUGGACCAGACAUCCAUGAAGCCAGAAGAGGAGGAUUCAACGUUUACCUUCUCUGCUGGUUUCGAGGAUCCUUCAACCUCGUCUUACAUUCGCUUUCUCAAGGAAGGACUGGAGAAAGCAAAACUAUUUCUGGAAUCGUAAGGACUUGCUGUCCUGGCUGUGUCUAUGUGGGAGGUGAGGUGAGGAGUGCAUUCCAAUAUGCAGACUUGCGUCCUCUACUUGUGAUUGUGGCCUCAAACCCACAAAGUAAUAAGUCAUGAUGAUGACGACAUCACUGACAAUAGCAUUACCUGUAUAUUUCAAUAUCUCACAAAACCUCAAUUGUAAAGUAAUUUUCUCAUUUGCAAACUGGAUAGUGAAUGAAGAAUAGUCCCCCAAAAAUUGUUGUGGCUAGGCUGACAGUGGGAAAACUUCUCCACGGAGGCGGGGCAUCAGCACAAUGUGAGGCCACAAGCACAAAUGGAGGAUGCAAGGUCGCAUAUUGGAAUGCACCCAAGGUGUGGGAGAGGGGAAGGGAAAUUAGAAGCAGGAACACGAAGCCAUUAGUGGCUUAGCUUCAGGAAGAGUGGCCUCCAUGAGCAGACACAGAAGCACUAAAUCACAGAUCAUUCUCCAAGAAUGCGUCAAGAGUUAAGGUUUACAACAUGUUUCUCCCUUUGUAAAAACAUUAACUGUAGAAGUUCAAAUGCUGUCAGUAGACUACUGUUUGAAAAGGGGUUGCUUUUAUAUCCACCCAUUAAGUAUUCAGCCAAGUUACAUUUCAAAAUCUCACAUUUUAUAGAACUGUUAAACAGCAAUGCAGUACUUAACUUACGCCUGCACAUGGGUAACUGUAUCUCUUGAUGCUCAGACAGUUAGAGAUUGUCCACUAUUUAUUUUUUAUACUAAAAACUAUUGCGUCAAAUACUGUUCGUUGUGAUCGUAAUAGCUGUGUUUUAUUGUUUUUGUUACGGUACAUUGUGUGGCUUAUUGUCAUGAUGGCAUUGCUUUCGACAGAGCUGAUGUAAGGAGGACAAAGUUGGCUGUUCCAGUCAGUGCUCCAACUGUUUGUGAAGGCCUGGCCUGAAAACCUCAUACGGGUGGGGCCCAGCCUGAUGUCUUUGUUGGAGCCAAGGAAAGCAGCAGCCUCCUCUUGUCUCAGGAGUGACUGAUCAGUCUGUUUUCGAAAGCAUUGUCAAUGCCUAUUGUACAACACACACACACAC